Molecule: messenger RNA, 1936 nt
Organism: Cuscuta campestris
Lineage: Eukaryota; Viridiplantae; Streptophyta; Magnoliopsida; Solanales; Convolvulaceae
Source: the annotation of a GenBank genome assembly
CUUAGUUUUAGUUUAUGUUUGGUACAUCUCUGUAACAACGAGAGAGCUAACAACACGGACACGAACUCCGUGUUAAACCUUCUCAAACCACCAUAUCGAUCAAUCGAAAGGCCAAAAAAAAGAAAAAUGAAAAUCACUGUAUUGACCGCAGACGAAAAUCUCAUCACACUAGAUGUCGAUCCAGAGGAAACUGUCGAGAACUUGAAAGCAUUGCUGGAAGUUGAGACGCAGGUGCCACUUCAGCAGCAGAAUCUGCUAUUCAACAGGAAGGAGAUGCGGAAUGGUGAUAAGCUAAGUAGUCUUGGCGCUAACGAUGGAGAUUUGGUAACUAUGGAAAGGGUGUCCCAAUCUAGUACAUCUACCAAUGCACUGGGAGUCAAUCCAGAUGGUUCAGCAGUGAACCCUACAGCCUUCCAACAGCAUUUGCGGAAUGAUUCCAAUUUGAUAGCUCAACUGUUCCAGAAUGAUCCUGAGCUAGCACAAGUCAUUCUUGGGAAUGAUAUCAACAAGCUACAAGAAAUUCUUCGUGUACGCCAUAAACAGAGAACAGAGCUCCUUCGCAAGAAAAAUGAGGAAAUGGCACUUCUUUAUGCUGAUCCAUUUGAUGUAGAGGCACAAAAGAAAAUUGAAGAAGCAAUCCGACAGAAAAGUAUUGAUGAGAACUGGGAAGCUGCGAUAGAGCACAAUCCUGAAGCUUUUGCAAGGGUGGUCAUGUUGUAUGUUGACAUGGAAGUCAAUGGAGUCCCUUUGAAGGCCUUUGUGGACAGUGGAGCUCAAUCUACAAUUAUAUCAAAAAGCUGUGCUGAACGAUGUGGAUUGUUAAGACUCUUAGAUACACGCUAUAGGGGCAUUGCUCGUGGUGUUGGUCAAUCUGAGAUACUUGGUCGAAUUCAUGUUGCUCCAAUCAAGAUUGGAUCAGUCUUUUACCCUUGCUCAUUUAUGGUUCUGGAUUCUCCAAAUAUGGAAUUUCUUUUUGGACUUGACAUGCUUCGUAAACAUCAGUGUAUCAUUGAUCUGAACGAAAAUGUCCUUCGGGUUGGUGGAGGGGAAGUUGCAGCUCCAUUUCUACAUGAGAAGGAUAUUCCGUCUCAGUUGAUGGACGAAGAGAGGCCUGCAAAUGAGCCUUCUGCAUCCAGUGCACAAGAACUUCUUGGACCUAAGGAGAACAGUAAUAUUCAAGUAGGAGGUCCUUCUGGAAGCUCCAGUCGGGGUGCAUCGGAGGAACUUGGUUUUGAAGCAAAAGUUUCGAAGCUUGUUGAGCUGGGGUUUGGGAGGGAUGCAAUCAUACAGGCUUUGAAGUUCUUCGACGGCAAUGAAGAAGCAGCAGCUGCCUAUCUUUUCGGUGGUUGACGAGUCCCCAUUACGACGAGUUCACUAAAUUUGUUAUUAUUUGUACACCGUCUUCGAUUUUUUUUUUGUAAAAUCAAAAUGUCCAAAGAAAUUGUUGCCAAGACUCGCCCUUGUUUAGGGGAAAGGGAAAAAAUGGCUAUUUUCUUAUAUUUAAUCACUUCUUUUGUAUCUUUCCACUGGUCAUGUUAUUGGAACUUUUACAACAUGGGUUUUGAUUCAUGAAUGGAUAUGACUAUUGUACCCAACAUAGUUUUCGUGAGGCGUCAUAUUGCUUUGAGUCUGAAGAGUUGUGUUUGAGUUCAAGUCUACAGACAUUUUAUGCAAGGUACCAAAACUAUGACACAAUACCUUGAUGAUGUGGCAACUAUUCUCUCGGAUCUCGAUGCCUUGAAAGAAGAGAUCCCUGAACGUGAUGUGGUGAAUGCUGUUAUUCGUGGUCUUCCCACCGAAUACUCAUCCUUUAAGCAAAACAUUCGCAUGAACAAUACCAAUAUUUCGUUAAAUCAGCUUUCUGGAUGGCUGAUCUCCGAAGAAAUAAACCUGGAGAUGGAGAAUAAACUCAGCCUCACCGAGUCUACCAUCACCG